Messenger RNA from Pimephales promelas (fathead minnow), 2744 nucleotides. The record is from RefSeq and is a predicted model, not a curated record. NCBI's taxonomy places the organism in Eukaryota, Metazoa, Chordata, Actinopteri, Cypriniformes, Leuciscidae.
AUUCUCAGUCUGUUUGACGCACCCACCGCGAGCCUAGCUUAGCACAAAGACUAGAGGUACUUGGUUGCAGUUAGCCUACUAAUCCAAAUAAGUGAAAAAAAUAACGCAAACAUUUUCCUAUUUACAGGUUGCGAUUUGUAUAGUCAUAGAGUGUACAAAAUACAAAGUUAUAUGAGACACAGACAUAUUUUAAUCGUAUAAAUACUGGGAUCUAUAUUCUCUGAAGGCGAAGCACUACUACUCGGGCGGAGUGAGAACCGCAGCACCUGAGACGCGCCGUGGCGAGGAGGAGCAGAAAGUUCGUUCAGAGUUUGAGAUACAGAGACAGCAAUUUAUUAAUAGUAAAAGCGUGUUUUACAAUCAUGGGUUUUCGCUGCAGUGUAAAGAGCUGCGACAAUAAACAGGGGAGACCAGGUAAUACCAUGAUGUUUCACAGAAUCCCAACUAGAAACACUGACCGGAUGAAGACAUGGCUAAUUGCUCUGAAUAUUGAUCCAAACACACCAAAAGAGAGUAUCAAGGGACAUUAUGUUUGCUCUGUACAUUUCACUGACGACGACUAUAUUGAAAAAAUGCAAUUUGCCACAAGAACCACGAAACGUGUGCUGAAGGACACGGCCAUCCCAUCAAAAUCACUUGCAGGACAAAGUGCUGCGGCUGCGGAUGAGCCGAGUAACCUGCACCUGGAUCAACUGGAAUUUGAGGAUGUUUCCAGCCUGUUUGCAGGUGUACCACACUUCACCCCCAGAAAAACCUGUACUGUACCUACUGCAGAGUUCAAAGCCCCACUACCUUUGCAGCUCAAAAGUCCUGCUCAGACAGCUACGGGGUCGGGGACAAAGGCAUUGAUUGCCUUGGCACCCAGCUGGACACGUCAAUUGGACACUGCUUCAUCGUCCAUAAUGAUGCCUACCUGCAGGCCAGAAAAAAGUCUUAUCUUUGAUGAAACACAACAAAUUGAUUAUUCUGAAAUGGAUAUCGGUUCAGCAACAUCAGCCUUGGAUAUUAGCAUGGCCUCUGAACCAGCCGCGGAUCCUGCUGACUCCAGUUUCGUCCCCGCCACCUCUACCACAGGAAGCACGGCAAGCAUGCCUGGACAACAUGGAGGAUGGAAAGAGAGAAAGUGGCUGGUAAAUGAGUCCAAACUCAUGGAACUCUUUAAAAAAUGCACUGUUUGUGGAUCUGAAGUGUGUGAUUUGAACCAAAUUGUGAAAACAUCUGGCGCCAGCAUCAGAGUAAUAUGGAAAUGUAACAGUGGACACACCGGAGAUUGGGAAUCAUGCCCAAGUGUUCGUGGAAUGGCGGAGAACAACCUGCUAUCAGCAGCAGCAACACUCUUCACCGGUGCUACCUACACAGAUAUUGCUGAGUGGGCAGAGCUUUUGAACAUUCAGCUGCCCCAUAAAUCCACCUAUUACAGUAUACAGUCCAGCUACCUGAUUCCAGUCAUUACUGAAAAAUACAAGAAGCAGGAGGACACUAUAAGAGCAAGACUCAUCGGCCAGACUCAGGAUGGUGAGGGAGUACGGGUCUGUGGAGAUGGGAGAAGUGAUAGCCCAGGCCAUUCCUGCAAAUACACUACGUAUUCCUUCGUGGAUGACUCCACCAAUCAAAUUGUAACAUUUGAGUUGAUUCAGGUGACCCAGGCCAAAAGUUCUGUUGCCAUGGAGCCAAUCGGUUUCAAGAAAGGAUUGGACAAGCUCCUAGAUGAAGGCAUCAAUGUAAAGGUUGUCACAACUGACCGACAUCCCUCUAUCAGGAAAAUAAUGAGGGAGGAUUUUCCAAAUAUAGAACACCAAUUUGAUCCAUGGCGUACUGGAAAAGGAAUUAAAAGAAAAUUGGUUUUGGCAUCCAAUCGCAAGAACUGCAUGGCCCUUGCUCCUUGGAUAAAGAGUGUGAUCAAUCACAUGUGGUGGAGCUUUAGCUCAUCUAAAGGAGAUCCAAAGGAAUUGUUGAGACGAUGGAAGUCAAUUCUCCAUCAUAUCUGCGGGGUCCAUCGCUGGGAAGAAGAUGGCAAGGAACAUACAUGCUACCACACUGAACUGCCAGCGAACGAGCAAAGGAGGAAGAAAUGGUUGGCCGAAGACUCCCCUGCCUACAAGGCCCUUUAUGAAGUGGUGAUGAAUGCACGCCUCCUGAAAGACCUGGAACAAAUGGCACUGUUCAAACACACAGGACAACUUGAGGUCUACCAUAAUGUUCUUCUAAAAUACUGUCCCAAAAGUUUGCACUGUGAAUAUGCAUCAAUGCAAGCACGAACAAUGUUGGCAGUCAUGGACCAUAACGAGAACCACGAAACACAACGUGAACAAGCAAAAACAGCGUCUGGCCUCCAAAGACACAAUGUGAUAUUCCAAAAACAAUCCAAACAAUGGAUUGCCCGACCAGUCUACCAGGAAACAACGCAGACUUUCAGGAACGAAUUGAUGGACGCAGUCAUUCAGAGAAGGCUGGAUCCAUCGGUGAAAUACCAAGAUGUCAUCGCCACAGUUUCAAAACCCAGGAAGGAGGAUGUCAUUGCCGGACACACAUCAAGAUUCACAGGUCCAGACUCAUAAUGGUAUCUGAGAUGGUUAUAAAUAAAUAAAAGGAUUUAUUUAUAACCCCACCCACCUAUCACUCUUUAGUCCUGCUUUUCAGUAUGUCACCACUGCCACCCAAAGUUCCCUUUUUGUUAUUCUUGUAUAUAGUUUUUGGUUAUUGUGGUACGGCAAUUGUAAAAUAAACAAGAAUAUUUCUCAUUA